Messenger RNA from Bufo gargarizans (Asiatic toad), 8589 nucleotides. Its product is annotated as mucin-5AC-like. Lineage: Eukaryota; Metazoa; Chordata; Amphibia; Anura; Bufonidae. Bases 1 to 8589 code for a protein of 2862 amino acids. The record is from RefSeq and is a predicted model, not a curated record. The transcript is spliced from 6 exons.
AUGGCUAAGAAAGAAAGCAAGUGUACUCUAAAAGGCAGAAAAUGUACUUAUGAAGAAUGUUGUGUGUAUGAAGGAAAGAUAUACAGGACACCAGACCUCAUUUACAAUACAACUGAUGGCAUGGGGGGAUGCAUUGUAGCAUACUGUAUUAAGGGAGUGAUCGAAGGAAACAACACAGCUUGCAGUUCACCUACAACUACACCUACAACUGUUUUCAGCUUUUCUACUACAACUCCUAUAACAACACCAACAACGGGAACACCAACAACUGAAACAUCAAAAACACCACCAACAUCAACACCAACAACUGGAACAUCAAAAACACCAACAACAGGAACAAAAACAACACCAACAACUGGAACAACAACAGCGCCAACAACUGGAACAACAAAAACACCAACAACAGUAACACCAACAACUGGAACAUCAAAAACACCAACAACAGGACCAACAACUGAAACACCAAAAACACCGACUACCACCACUACCACUGUCAGCAGCACUAUUAAAGUAUGUUCUGUAACUCCAGAGGAUGCAGGAUGCACUUGGUCAAGAUGGUUUGACGUAAGUUACCCUUCUUACGGCAAGGACAAUGGAGAUUUCGAAACCUUAGGAGACAUAAGGAAAGCAGGAUUUGAAAUUUGUGAUGCACCUCAAAAUGUUGAAUGCAGAGCAAAGUUUUUCCCUGAAAAUGCAAUAGAAGACCUACAUCAAAUAGUGACAUGUAGCAAAUAUGUGGGUCUGAUUUGUAUUAACAGCCAACAACCACAGAGAAUUUGUUACAAUUACGAAAUCAGAGUGCAAUGUUGUUCCCCAAUAGCAGAUUGCACGAAACAAGUAACAUCAUCAACUGUUAAAACAACAGGUAUAUCUAGUUCAACCGCAUCAACUUCAAAAUCUACCAUAACUAAAACACCAUAUUCAUCUGUUUCUGUUACUCCGACAUUGACAAGUGAAACGAAAACAACCUCUAGCACAAGCACAUCAUCCUCAAAAACUACCAUAAGUACAACAAACCGUUCUACCUCUGUUUUUACCGUAUCCACAACUGGAACAUUAACAACUAGUUCAAUCAAACCAUCUUCAACAAUAACAACAACACCAUACUCAGUUAUCUCUACUACAUCAACAUCUACGAGCAGAACAUCCACAGGUACAACAAAAUUCACUUCAUCUGAAACAUCAACCAAGACAACGCCAACAUCUACUUCUGUUUCUACAAGUAAGAGUACAAGUGGAACAACAGUUUCAUCAACACCGCCUACUCAUUUAUCAACCAGUGUUUCAACUACUUCUUCAACAACUUGUCCAUACGCAUAUUCCAUGAAAUGCUAUUGGUCAUCAUUCAUGGAAGGUAACGAUACACCAACAAAGUCUGUUAAAGAAGGAGAAAGUUUAUCAGGAAGUGAUUCCAGUGAAGAGCCUCGUCAACCCUCUAAGGGCUCCCCCAAUAAAAAAGAUAGCAGCUCUGCAAAGGGUUCUAAGGAAAAAGUUACACCUCCCAAUAAAGGAUACUUCAAUGAAGUGCUGAAAAAGCUUUUCAAGGGCUCCUCAAGUGAAGAAGACCAAAGCCGUAACUUAGGAAGAAAAGAUUCCAAACAGAAUGACAGCAAGCCCAGUAAAGGAUAUUUCAAUGAAUUCAUCAAAAGAAUUUUCAAAAGUUCUUCAAGCGAAGAAAACCAAAACGGCAACUCUGGAAGAAGUGAUUCUCAAGAAAAAGUCAGCAAAACAGAUAAAGGAUUCUUAAAUGAAAUAAUCAACAAGGUUUUUAAAGACUUUUCAAGCGAGGAAGCCGAUUUACCCACAAUCUUCCAGUCUGGUAAAGAUGUCGAUAGCUCAGAGCUACUAAAGGUCGUUGGUUAUGGAAUAUGUUCAACACAGCAAAUGGCCAGUGAAAUUGAGUGUAACGUAAGAUCAGACUUGAGCAUCAAGAAGAAAAAUUCUGUAUUACAGUGUAACAGGGACACUGCUAUUGCUUGCCUACUGGCCAGACAGGAAGGAAUCGAUGCACUAGUAUGUGACUAUUAUAGUAUAAGGGUACUAUGCUGUUCUAAAGUCUGUGGUGAAACAACAGCACUUACCGAAUCUACAAGUGAAACACCAACCACCUCUAUCUCAACUAAAACAUCUACAUCACCAUAUUAUCAUUCUACAACUAUAAGUGAGAAAACAACCAGCCCCAUUUCAACUAUAAGCACAACCAAGACAACCCCAACAUCAACCUCUCAUUCUACUACACCAACAAGCCAAACCACAACAACUUCACCAUCAACCUCAAUAAGGUCAACCCCCACAUCUACCUCUGUUUCUACACCAACCACCUCUAUCUCAACUAAAACAUCUACACCACCAUAUUAUGAUUCUACAACUACAAGUGAGAGAACAACCAGCCCCAUUUCAACUAUAAGCACAACCAAGACAACCCCAAUAUCAACCUCUUAUUCUACUACAACAACAAGCAAAACCACAACUACUUCACCAUCAACCUCAACGAGGUCAACCCCCACAUCUACCCCUGUUUCUACAAGUAGGAGUACAAGUGGAACGACAGUUUCAUCAACACCGCCCACUCAUUCAUCAACCAGUGUUUCAACUACUUCUUCAACAACUUGUCCAUACGCAUAUUCCAUGAAAUGCUAUUGGUCAUCAUUUAUGGAAGGUAACGAUACACCAACAAAGUCUGUUAAAGAAGGAGAAAGUUUAUCAGGUAGUGAUUCCAGUGAAGAGCCGCGUCAACCCUCUAAGGGCUCCCCCAAUAAAAAAGAUAGCAGCUCUGCAAAGGGUUCUAAGGAAAAAGUUACACCUCCCAAUAAAGGAUACUUCAAUGAAGUGCUGAAAAAGCUUUUCAAGGGCUCCUCAAGUGAAGAAGACCAAAGCCGUAACUCAGGAAGAAAAGAUUCUAAACAGAAUGACAGCAAGCCCAGUAAAGGAUAUUUCAAUGAAUUCAUCAAAAGAAUUUUCAAAAGUUCUUCAAGCGAAGAAAACCAAAACGGCAACUCUGGAAGAAGUGAUUCUCAAGAAAAAGUCAGCAAAACAGAUAAAGGAUUCUUAAAUGAAAUAAUCAACAAGGUUUUUAAAGACUUUUCAAGCGAGGAAGCCGAUUUACCCACAAUCUUCCAGUCUGGUAAAGAUGUCGAUAGCUCAGAGCUACUAAAGGUCGUUGGUUAUGGAAUAUGUUCAACACAACAAAUGGCCAGUGAAAUUGAGUGUAACGUAAGAUCAGACUUGAGCAUCAAGAAUAAAAAUUCAGCAUCACAGUGUAACAGGGACACUGCUAUUGCUUGCCUACUGGCCAGACAGGAAGGAAUUGAUGCACCAGUAUGUGACUAUUAUAGUAUUAGGGUACUAUGCUGUUCUAAAGUCUGUGGUGAAACAAGAGUUUAUACCGAAUCUACAAGUGAAACACCAACCACCUCUAUCUCAACUAAAACAUCUACACCACCAUAUUAUCAUUCUACAACUAUAAGUGAGAAAACAACCAGCCCCAUUUCAACUAUAAGCACAACCAAGACAACCCCAACAUCAACCUCUCAUUCUACUACACCAACAAGCCAAACCACAACCACUUCACCAUCAACCUCAAUAAGGUCAACCCCCACAUCUACCUCUGUUUCUACACCAACCACCUCUAUCUCAACUAAAACAUCUACACCACCAUAUUAUGAUUCUACAACUACAAGUGAGAGAACAACCAGCCCCAUUUCAACUAUAAGCACAACCAAGACAACCCCAAUAUCAACCUCUUAUUCUACUACACCAACAAGCCAAACCACAACCACUUCACCAUCAACCUCAAUAAGGUCAACCCCCACAUCUACCUCUGUUUCUACACCAACCACCUCUAUCUCAACUAAAACAUCUACACCACCAUAUUAUGAUUCUACAACUACAAGUGAGAGAACAACCAGCCCCAUUUCAACUAUAAGCACAACCAAGACAACCCCAAUAUCAACCUCUUAUUCUACUACAACAACAAGCAAAACCACAACUACUUCACCAUCAACCUCAACGAGGUCAACCCCCACAUCUACCCCUGUUUCUACAAGUAGGAGUACAAGUGGAACGACAGUUUCAUCAACACCGCCCACUCAUUCAUCAACCAGUGUUUCAACUACUUCUUCAACAACUUGUCCAUACGCAUAUUCCAUGAAAUGCUAUUGGUCAUCAUUUAUGGAAGCUAACGAUACACCAACAAAGUCUGUUAAAGAAGGAGAAAGUUUAUCAGGAAGUGAUUCCAGUGAAGAGCCUCGUCAACCCUCUAAGGGCUCCCCCAAUAAAAAAGAUAGCAGCUCUGCAAAGGGUUCUAAGGAAAAAGUUACACCUCCCAAUAAAGGAUACUUCAAUGAAGUGCUGAAAAAGCUUUUCAAGGGCUCCUCAAGUGAAGAAGACCAAAGCCGUAACUCAGGAAGAAAAGAUUCUAAACAGAAUGACAGCAAGCCCAGUAAAGGAUAUUUCAAUGAAUUCAUCAAAAGAAUUUUCAAAAGUUCUUCAAGCGAAGAAAACCAAAACGGUAACUCUGGAAGAAGUGAUUCUCAAGAAAAAGUCAGCAAAACAGAUAAAGGAUUCUUAAAUGAAAUAAUCAACAAGGUUUUUAAAGACUUUUCAAGCGAGGAAGCCGAUUUACCCACAAUCUUCCAGUCUGGUAAAGAUGUUGAUAGCUCAGAGCUACUAAAGGUCGUUGGUUAUGGAAUAUGUUCAACACAGCAAAUGGCCAGUGAAAUUGAGUGUAACGUAAGAUCAGACUUGAGCAUCAAGAAGAAAAAUUCAGUAUCACAGUGUAACAGGGACACUGCUAUUGCUUGCCUACUGGCCAGACAGGAAGGAAUCGAUGCACCAGUAUGUGACUAUUAUAGUAUUAGGGUACUAUGCUGUUCUAAAGUCUGUGGUGAAACAACAGCACUUACCGAAUCUACAAGUGAAACACCAACCACCUCUAUCUCAACUAAAACAUCUACAUCACCAUAUUAUCAUUCUACAACUAUAAGUGAGAAAACAACCAGCCCCAUUUCAACUAUAAGCACAACCAAGACAACCCCAACAUCAACCUCUCAUUCUACUACACCAACAAGCCAAACCACAACCACUUCACCAUCAACCUCAAUAAGGUCAACCCCCACAUCUACCUCUGUUUCUACACCAACCACCUCUAUCUCAACUAAAACAUCUACACCACCAUAUUAUGAUUCUACAACUACAAGUGAGAGAACAACCAGCCCCAUUUCAACUAUAAGCACAACCAAGACAACCCCAAUAUCAACCUCUUAUUCUACUACAACAACAAGCAAAACCACAACUACUUCACCAUCAACCUCAACGAGGUCAACCCCCACAUCUACCCCUGUUUCUACAAGUAGGAGUACAAGUGGAACGACAGUUUCAUCAACACCGCCCACUCAUUCAUCAACCAGUGUUUCAACUACUUCUUCAACCACUUGUCCAUACGCAUAUUCCAUGAAAUGCUAUUGGUCAUCAUUUAUGGAAGGGCUCCCCAAUAAAAAAGAUAGCAGCUCUGCAAAGGGUUCUAAGGAAAAAGUUACACCUCCCAAUAAAGGAUACUUCAAUGAAGUGCUGAAAAAGCUUUUCAAGGGCUCCUCAAGUGAAGAAGACCAUAGCCGUAACUCAGGAAGAAAAGAUUCUAAACAGAAUGACAGCAAGCCCAGUAAAGGAUAUUUCAAUGAAUUCAUCAAAAGAAUUUUCAAAAGUUCUUCAAGCGAAGAAAACCAAAACGGUAACUCUGGAAGAAGUGAUUCUCAAGAAAAAGUCAGCAAAACAGAUAAAGGAUUCUUAAAUGAAAUAAUCAACAAGGUUUUUAAAGACUUUUCAAGCGAGGAAGCCGAUUUACCCACAAUCUUCCAGUCUGGUAAAGAUGUUGAUAGCUCAGAGCUACUAAAGGUCGUUGGUUAUGGAAUAUGUUCAACACAGCAAAUGGCCAGUGAAAUUGAGUGUAACGUAAGAUCAGACUUGAGCAUCAAGAAGAAAAAUUCUGUAUCACAGUGUAACAGGGACACUGCUAUUGCUUGCCUACUGGCCAGACAGGAAGGAAUCGAUGCACCAGUAUGUGACUAUUAUAGUAUUAGGGUACUAUGCUGUUCUAAAGUCUGUGGUGAAACAACAGCACUUACCGAAUCUACAAGUGAAACACCAACCACCUCUAUCUCAACUAAAACAUCUACAUCACCAUAUUAUCAUUCUACAACUAUAAGUGAGAAAACAACCAGCCCCAUUUCAACUAUAAGCACAACCAAGACAACCCCAACAUCAACCUCUCAUUCUACUACACCAACAAGCCAAACCACAACCACUUCACCAUCAACCUCAAUAAGGUCAACCCCCACAUCUACCUCUGUUUCUACACCAACCACCUCUAUCUCAACUAAAACAUCUACACCACCAUAUUAUGAUUCUACAACUACAAGUGAGAGAACAACCAGCCCCAUUUCAACUAUAAGCACAACCAAGACAACCCCAAUAUCAACCUCUUAUUCUACUACAACAACAAGCAAAACCACAACUACUUCACCAUCAACCUCAACGAGGUCAACCCCCACAUCUACCCCUGUUUCUACAAGUAGGAGUACAAGUGGAACGACAGUUUCAUCAACACCGCCCACUCAUUCAUCAACCAGUGUUUCAACUACUUCUUCAACAACUUGUCCAUACGCAUAUUCCAUGAAAUGCUAUUGGUCAUCAUUUAUGGAAGGUAACGAUACACCAACAAAGUCUGUUAAAGAAGGAGAAAGUUUAUCAGGUAGUGAUUCCAGUGAAGAGCCGCGUCAACCCUCUAAGGGCUCCCCCAAUAAAAAAGAUAGCAGCUCUGCAAAGGGUUCUAAGGAAAAAGUUACACCUCCCAAUAAAGGAUACUUCAAUGAAGUGCUGAAAAAGCUUUUCAAGGGCUCCUCAAGUGAAGAAGACCAAAGCCGUAACUCAGGAAGAAAAGAUUCUAAACAGAAUGACAGCAAGCCCAGUAAAGGAUAUUUCAAUGAAUUCAUCAAAAGAAUUUUCAAAAGUUCUUCAAGCGAAGAAAACCAAAACGGCAACUCUGGAAGAAGUGAUUCUCAAGAAAAAGUCAGCAAAACAGAUAAAGGAUUCUUAAAUGAAAAAAUCAACAAGGUUUUUAAAGACUUUUCAAGCGAGGAAGCCGAUUUACCCACAAUCUUCCAGUCUGGUAAAGAUGUCGAUAGCUCAGAGCUACUAAAGGUCGUUGGUUAUGGAAUAUGUUCAACACAGCAAAUGGCCAGUGAAAUUGAGUGUAACGUAAGAUCAGACUUGAGCAUCAAGAAUAAAAAUUCAGUAUCACAGUGUAACAGGGACACUGCUAUUGCUUGCCUACUGGCCAGACAGGAAGGAAUUGAUGCACCAGUAUGUGACUAUUAUAGUAUUAGGGUACUAUGCUGUUCUAAAGUCUGUGGUGAAACAAGAGUUUAUACCGAAUCUACAAGUGAAACACCAACCACCUCUAUCUCAACUAAAACAUCUACACCACCAUAUUAUCAUUCUACAACUAUAAGUGAGAAAACAACCAGCCCCAUUUCAACUAUAAGCACAACCAAGACAACCCCAACAUCAACCUCUCAUUCUACUACACCAACAAGCCAAACCACAACCACUUCACCAUCAACCUCAAUAAGGUCAACCCCCACAUCUACCUCUGUUUCUACACCAACCACCUCUAUCUCAACUAAAACAUCUACACCACCAUAUUAUGAUUCUACAACUACAAGUGAGAGAACAACCAGCCCCAUUUCAACUAUAAGCACAACCAAGACAACCCCAAUAUCAACCUCUUAUUCUACUACAACAACAAGCAAAACCACAACUACUUCACCAUCAACCUCAACGAGGUCAACCCCCACAUCUACCCCUGUUUCUACAAGUAGGAGUACAAGUGGAACGACAGUUUCAUCAACACCGCCCACUCAUUCAUCAACCAGUGUUUCAACUACUUCUUCAACAACUUGUCCAUACGCAUAUUCCAUGAAAUGCUAUUGGUCAUCAUUUAUGGAAGGUAACGAUACACCAACAAAGUCUGUUAAAGAAGGAGAAAGUUUAUCAGGAAGUGAUUCCAGUGAAGAGCCUCGUCAACCCUCUAAGGGCUCCCCCAAUAAAAAAGAUAGCAGCUCUGCAAAGGGUUCUAAGGAAAAAGUUACACCUCCCAAUAAAGGAUACUUCAAUGAAGUGCUGAAAAAGCUUUUCAAGGGCUCCUCAAGUGAAGAAGACCAAAGCCGUAACUCAGGAAGAAAAGAUUCUAAACAGAAUGACAGCAAGCCCAGUAAAGGAUAUUUCAAUGAAUUCAUCAAAAGAAUUUUCAAAAGUUCUUCAAGCGAAGAAAACCAAAACGGUAACUCUGGAAGAAGUGAUUCUCAAGAAAAAGUCAGCAAAACAGAUAAAGGAUUCUUAAAUGAAAUAAUCAACAAGGUUUUUAAAGACUUUUCAAGCGAGGAAGCCGAUUUACCCACAAUCUUCCAGUCUGGUAAAGAUGUUGAUAGCUCAGAGCUACUAAAGGUCGUUGGUUAUGGAAUAUGUUCAACACAGCAAAUGGCCAGUGAAAUUGAGUGUAACACAGGAAGGAAUCGAUGCACCAGUAUGUGA